AUGGAGGAAGAAGAGAGCCCUGUUGAUGGCGAGAUGAGGACCCCCUUUGCUGCAGAGACCUAUGCUGCUGAAGCCAUGGCUGCAGACAUGGACCCCUGGAUUGUUUUUGACUCUAGAAGAACUCCCAGAUCCGAGUUUGAUGGCUGGUUGGAGAGUAACAGGCCCUCCCAAGUGUCCAGAUUUGGAGACGAGGAGGGUGGCGUCAGCCCUGUGGGGUGGAUCGCUGUGGUGGGCCCAAACCACUGCCCCAGUGGUGCGGAUGUCACAGGACUCCAGGAGAGUUGGGAGAAACUUUUGGCGAGUUCCCGGCCCGUCACCUUCCAGACAGUGAGGGAGCUGGCCCUGAACCAUAAAGUACUCUCAGGCAAGUGGCUUAUGCACUUGGACACUGGUUUCAAGUUGGACCACGCUUGGGAAUGUGUGGCAAGAGCAGCCCUAGAUGGCAAGAUCUCACUCGUUAAAGUCAGCCCAUUUGACCGCAAGGCAGAGGGCAAGCAGGUCAUUUGUGCCUAUAACCAGAACUUCACUGAUGAGAAUGAGGUCAUGAGGCUGGAUUCGGUCAUUCGUGCCACAGGGGUCAAAUGCCCUCUCUCGUACAAGCCAGAUGUGUAUACAUACCUGGGAAUCUAUCGGAACAACCGCUGGAAUGUUUGCCCCACCAUAUACGAGAGCAAGUUCGACCUGGAGUGUGUGCCCAGGCGUUCCCACGUCAUCAACAAAGUUACCAAUCUUGAGGUAACAUAAGCCACUCAGACCAAGAGAGGAGUUUUGCUGUAACAGUAUGUGAAGAGGUGUGUGAUGAUUCCAGGAAAUGGGUUGGACAGUACAGUCCUCUGACUGCAACUAUUUAGAACAUCAUUGGUUGAACUCCGAUCACAAAUUCAUCCUUUUUUUUUUUUUUU
This is a messenger RNA of Haplochromis burtoni (Burton's mouthbrooder), 902 nucleotides long. RefSeq names its product chromosome unknown C11orf68 homolog (gene cunh11orf68). The record is from RefSeq and is a predicted model, not a curated record. Bases 1 to 744 code for a protein of 247 amino acids. Lineage: Eukaryota; Metazoa; Chordata; Actinopteri; Cichliformes; Cichlidae. The transcript has a single exon.